AGGCCACUGUUAGACACACAACUGAGUGACUACAGCAGACAGUCUCUUGAUAACUUCACUGGCAUUGCUCUGCACAAUACUGACUCAGAAUGAUGAAGUUAAGCACAUCUGCCUUCAUGCUUCUGAUCUGCACAGCUGCACUGCUGUCCACAACAGAGGGUAGUAGUAAACCCAUGCAUCUACGCUGUGAGUGUAUUCAAACAUAUUCAGGGCCAGCAAUCCCUUUUAAAAGAAUCCAGUCAUUGAAGGUGACUCCUGCUGGACCAAAAUGCAAAUAUGAGGAGAUCAUUGCCACAAUGAAGAAAGGAGAGAUGUGUCUCAAUCCUGCAAAAGACUGGGUGAUUUCUCUCAAAGAAAAAUUUAACCAGAAGAACGUCACGAGCCGUCCGUGAAUGAAUAUCACCGUUCAAAGAGCAACUGAAGAAACUGGUUCAACUAUUACUAAUGUAAUAUAGAAUAUAGUUCAACUAUUACUAAUGUAAUAUAGAAUAUAGUUCAACUGUUACUAAUGUAAAAUAGAAUUUUUUUAGUUUGUCAUCUCUGACUGAAAAAUGAAGUACUGAAUGUGAAAAUAUGUUUUUACUACCGCCUGUUUUAUUAAAGAUUAACUUUACUGUAACCUUGCCUGACCUUCUUUAUAUUUUAUUAAAUUAUAUUUAUUUAUAUUGUGUCACUGAAUUAUAUGUUCAAAUAGUUUUGCAUUGGUUUUGAAUGAAGACUUGUAAUAAAAAACUGUCAUAAUGAA
Messenger RNA from Cyprinus carpio (common carp), 745 nucleotides. RefSeq names its product permeability factor 2-like. Gene Ontology annotation, molecular function: CXCR chemokine receptor binding; chemokine activity. Gene Ontology annotation, biological process: neutrophil chemotaxis; cellular response to lipopolysaccharide; antimicrobial humoral immune response mediated by antimicrobial peptide. Gene Ontology annotation, cellular component: extracellular region. The record is from RefSeq and is a predicted model, not a curated record. NCBI's taxonomy places the organism in Eukaryota, Metazoa, Chordata, Actinopteri, Cypriniformes, Cyprinidae.